GGUGGUGCAGCCCAGCGAUGGCGUGGACAGCUUUCAGGUUGUUCGCCAUGAGUGUGGCUGUGCUCCUGCUCCUGGGGCUGGGGCUGCUGGUGGCAGAAGGCAGAAGGGAAGACAGGUGUUUCUUCAACCGCACUCAGGAGUAUUGUGUGUGCUACAACCUGUCCGAGGAAACCAUCAGCAGCAUCAUCCAGUGCCUCUCAGCAACUGUGGUGGAGUUUCAGGGAGGAGAUCUGGAGAAAUACAUAGCCUUCCCCAUCAGGAACCUGGACGCCUCCGCCACUGAAACUCUGGGCUCUCUUGUCAUCCAGAAAGUAAUUAUUGGGAAUGUCCUGGUGCCUGAGAUACUCCUCGCCCGUGUGCUGAGGUUCUUCUCCUACACCCAUGUGCAGGAGCUGGCCUUUGAGAGCUGCAUUUUCCAGGGGACAGGCGACUGGAGGGACAUGGAUGGCCAGGACUUGCCCAUACUGUCCCUGAGCUUCCACAACGUGACAUCCUCGCCGCUGACGGGCCGUGAGCCCGCCUUCUCCAGCCUGAGCAGGUGGCUGGGGACCCUGCAGGAGCUGGCUGUCACCGGCUCCCGCGUCACCAGCCUGCCCUGUGCCAUCGGGAAGGUGUUCAGAGCUCUGCGCUCCCUGGGCCUGGCAGAGAACAGCCUCGGGGACGGGAGCCUGGCCCCCGCCUUCUGCCAGGGAGCUUUCCCUCAGCUCCAGGAGCUCAGUCUGCACCACAACAACCUGAGCUCCUACCACAGCGUGUGUGAGGGCGUGGAGCUGCUGCUGGAGCUCCGGCACCUCGAUCUCAGCCACAACCGGCUCAUGGCAGGCACUUCCUCCUCCUGCCAGUGGCCAGCAGCCCUCCGGCAUUUUAACCUGUCCAACGCUGGCUUGGAUGAAGUGCCGACACCGCUGCCUCCCAACCUCGAGGUGUUGGACGUGAGCCACAACCACCUCCGUGCUGUAGACAUCUCCCUCAGCUCCCUGAAGAAGCUCUUCCUGAAUCGAAACCUGCUGCAGGCCGUCCCCUCCAUCAGGAAUUACCCCAAGCUGGACACCCUUCACUUGGACAACAAUUCCAUUUCGGAGCUGCCGAGGGAUGAGUUGAAUCUCCUGGGGCGCCUGCAGGACGUGGCUGUGGCUGACAACCCCUUCAGGUGCUCGUGCCCUGGGGCAGGGGGGCUGCAGGCGCUGGCAGCCACGGGGCACCUGGGGCAGGGCUGGCCCGGGGACUACAGGUGCCAGUCCCCAGCUCAGUACCAGGGCUGGCCGGUGGCUCGGGUGCCGGUGUCGGUGCUGCGCUGUCACCUCGCCGCCGUGGUGGCCCCGCUCUGCGUCGCGCUCGCCCUGCUCGGUGUGGCUGGGGCCGUCUGUCUGCUCAGGACCGGGUCCUGCAGCAGAGCCUGAGGGGCACCGGGACCCUUCCCACUGCCGCUUCCCCCGGGGGCUCCGUGGGAAGGCUCGCA
Messenger RNA from Cinclus cinclus, 1459 nucleotides. It is a transcript of the gene CD14, whose product is annotated as CD14 molecule. The transcript is spliced from 2 exons. Gene Ontology annotation, biological process: positive regulation of non-canonical NF-kappaB signal transduction; inflammatory response; lipopolysaccharide-mediated signaling pathway. Lineage: Eukaryota; Metazoa; Chordata; Aves; Passeriformes; Cinclidae. Gene Ontology annotation, molecular function: lipopolysaccharide binding; protein binding. Gene Ontology annotation, cellular component: lipopolysaccharide receptor complex; external side of plasma membrane; membrane raft. The coding region runs from base 18 to 1400 and encodes 460 amino acids. The record is from RefSeq and is a predicted model, not a curated record.